AUGGACAUGAAUGUGUCAGCGCGUUGUGCUUUGUUUUUAUUUCUGUUGGCAUUUGUAGAUUUGAAAAUAGUCUCUGCUGCAGAAACGGGAGGAACAUCUACAGGUGAGUUGUGACAAUUUGCUGAGUUUUUUUAAGAAGCCUACUACACUUGACUUAGGUGUUAUAGCCUACCUAUGUGGUUAGAAACACUAGCCUAUAAUAGUGCAUAGGCCCUUUUGCAACCUAUUUUGUUGCUACCUUACUAAAAAUACAAGCCAGCCAUUAUGACUUAAAACAAUCCAGCCUACACUUGGCAAUUGUACGGCCAUUUUACGCAUACAAUGUAAUUUUUAAAAUAGUUGUUUCAACUAAUUAUUAUUCAGUAACUGGUUCCACAGCCAUUUUAAGUUUACUCAACUUUUCGAUCAAAGUGUUACCUGAACAUAACAUUUUUAAUUGGGUCCAAACUUAGCUCCAACUUGAGAAAACUUAUGCAAAAAUUCAGUCAACAUAAAAUGAUGUGUUUGUUCAACUUGUCUCAUAUGUUCUGUAAACUAGAAGUUAUUAUUUGGGCAUCUUAAAGCACUGUUUGUGUGUCUGUGUAUAACCAGUUGCACAGACCUUUUUAGUUAACAUACAAUGUUUGAUUGUGAGUGUUCAGAAGGCUGUCAUGCAUUUUCAAGGGUGGUAUGGGGGAAACAUUGAUGAUGGGGGCCAAAUGUCUCCAAAAUGAUUAAUUUGACACUAAAUUAUUUAGGGUAUAGUCUACAAUCUUUCCAGAGAUGCAAAUUCCGACUUAUCGUAACCAUCUCCACACAAACAUGACAUAUUUUCAGAAAAUGGUUCAGUCUAAUUAUGUCCAUGUUCAUGUCUCUUUGUGGAAAGUUGGAUUCCUUGACAUGUCUGCUCAAAUUGUAUUCCCAAAGCAAAGCCUGGAGUGUGCCCUCGUAGACGUUGGGGCAUAGGGAUAUGUGUAGAGUUAUGUUCCAAUGACAGUGACUGCCCCAAUGAUGAAAAAUGCUGCUUCAACGGAUGUGGGCAUGUCUGCAUUGCAUCUACACAGGUAGGAUAUGGACACAAAGUGACAAAUACAGACAUCCAUUGCAUCCAUUAUUUCUGCAUUACUCUGGAAACAAGAAAGCUGGAGCUAGUAAUGUACAUUUCAUGCAUAUAGAUGGAUAUAUUUCACAUACACUCUCUUUAGCGCUGUGACACUAAAUCAUAUCCCGUUCAAAGGCACUUCAAUCUUUUGUCUUGCCCAUUCACGCUCUGAAUGGCACACAUACACAAUCCAUGUCUCAAUUGUCUCAACACUUAAAAAUCCUUCUUUAACCUGUCUCCUCCCCUUCAUCUACACUGAUUGAAGUGGAUUUAACCAGUUACAUCAAUAAGGGAUCAUAGCUUUCACCUGGAUUCACCUGGUCAGUCUAUGUCAUGGAAUGAGCAGGUGUUCAUAAUGUUUUGUACACUCAGUGUAUAACACAUUGUGGUUGAUAAGGUGAUGCAAAUGCAUAUUUCAGGGAAAGGGAAUUUGGGAAUAUAUAAUAAUAAUAUAAUAUGCCAUUUAGCAGACACUUUUAUCCAAAGCGACUUCCUGUCAUGUGUGCAUACAUUUUUACGUAUGGGUGGUCCCGGGGAUCGAACCCACUACCCUGGCGUUACAAGUGCCAUGCUCUACCAAUUGAGCUACAGAGGGAUAGCAACAUAUGCUACUUACUAUACAGCAAUUCACAGAACAUUAAGAUGACAAUUUGUCAAGGGCCACCAACAAGAUUCCAACUCAUUGUAAUAGUAAGACUUCAAUGGAAAGAGUCAGUGUACGGAUUAUUUCCAGAGUUCUACUUGUGACACUCAAGGUGUGGGUUGAUGGUCACUAGACUUGAUGCUGAAUGUCAUGGAUUGUUCUCAUAUCUGUUGAUAGUGAUUGACGCCAGACUGGAGGUACAAGAGCCGAGGACACACUGAUUAUUCACUGUUGUAUUGUACUGAUGACAUUCUAUGAACACUGUGUGACUCUGUAGCAGCUGACAAAGUCACUGCAUGUUUGUUUUGACUUCCUACAAGCCUCUAGAGCUGGAGUUUACAGAACAUUUGGUGCUGUCUGAUUAGAAUAGAAAGGGCCUGUCUCCAAGAAGCCAGUUAGACAUUUUCUCUGUUUUUGUCCUGGAAGUGUCUCCCUGUUGCAACUUGUAAUAAACAUUAAUGAAAAAUUAUUAUUAUUAACCCAUCCACGUCUUCGAAGGACACAUAUCUUUUUUGGUUUUUACAGCUUUUCUGCUACAUAUACAUACAUUUUACAUAUACAUUUUACAUACAUUUUACUUUUAUAUGGAUAGAUUUAUUAUGGAUAGAUUUGAUUGACUUAAUCUGCUACUGCUUUUCUCGUUUGUUUACCUAGAAAUUCCUAUUACACCUAUGUUUCUACGGUGUAACUGACCGCUUUUUCUCUGUUACCAUAGUGAAGCCCGGUCGCUGUGCCCUGCCCAAGGGGACCUAGAUGUGUGCCGAGUACUGUUACCAAGAUGGCCAUUGCCCCGAGGAACAGAAGUGUUGCCGGAUAUUCUGA
Molecule: messenger RNA, 2546 nt
Organism: Coregonus sp. 'balchen'
Lineage: Eukaryota; Metazoa; Chordata; Actinopteri; Salmoniformes; Salmonidae
Source: the annotation of a GenBank genome assembly